GUAGAGUCCCUGCUCUAUACUCUGCUUUAUCAACGUGGACUAAUAAAGCAGUGGGUACUAGCCCACUUUUAGAAACAGUGGCCGACUCCAGUGGAUGCUGGUCGGGUGCUCCAACAGGAAAAUGCCCCUAACCUUGGGACUGUGGAGCAUGAAUAACAAAAAUGAAAGCAUAAAACGGCUGGAAAUGUUAGGAUACGUUCAGUGGAUGUUGCAGGUUUCGCAAGCUUCCUCGAGCACUUGGAGAAAACGAAUUGGUGGAAUUUUCCUCUCUGAAUACAGACCUGUGGAGUCUUAAUGGAAACGUACCAGAAGUAAUCAUCAGACAUGGUGCAACCUGUGGGCGUAGUGUCAGUAGGUGGCAGUGAAUGACAUAAAUACGAGACACGAUACGGUAAUUACACAGUAUCACAGGACACCUGUAUGAGAACAACAUGGAAGGACACCACAAAGAGGAGAAAACCAGUGAUGUCCAAAGCCCGGCAGAUCCAGGUCAUCCAGUGAAAUGUUCUCCAGUCAUCAUUGACAAUAUUCCUCUGAAUGGACCCACUGUGAAUGUACUCGCAUCAGAGAACUUCAUUCACCAGUCCAUGUCCAUCAUUGUGGAAAAUGCAAUAAAAAAGGCCACAGACGUCAGAGAAAAGGUUUGUGAGUGGCGCUCUCCCGAGCAGCUGAAAGAGCUGCUGGACCUCGAGCUGAGAGAUGGGGGAGAGUCAGAGUCUGAGAUCCUGCAGCGCUUCAAAGAUGCCAUCAGAUACAGCGUCAAGACUACUCAUCCUCGUUUCUUCAACCAACUGUAUGCUGGGAUGGAGCCCUACUCUAUGGUGGCAAGCUUCAUUAUUGAGGCCCUCAAGCCCAGUCUGUACACAUACGAGGUGGCUCCAGUCUUCACGCUGGUGGAGGAAGCUGUGUUGAAGAAGAUGAUGGAGCUGAUUGGCUGGAAGGAUGGCGGAGAUGGAAUCUUCAAUGCAGGCGGUUCAAUGUCCAACAUAUAUGCUGUGAACUUAGCCAGGUACCGUUGCUGCCCUGACAUAAAGGAGAACGGCCUCUCUGCAGCUCCACGCUUGGUCAUGUUCACGUCACAGGAGUGUCAUUACUCCAUUUCCAAAGCAGCAGCUUUGCUGGGGAUUGGCACAAAGAAUGUUUACGCGAUACCAUCUGAUGAGAGAGGGAAGAUGAUUCCUUCUGCUCUGGAGGAGCAAAUACUGUCUGCCAAAAGUGAGGGUGCAGUUCCCUUCAUGGUAAACGCCACCGCAGGAACCACAGUGCUCGGAGCGUUUGAUCCCAUCGAUGUAAUUGCCGACAUCUGUGAGAAGCACAACCUGUGGCUGCAUGUGGAUGCAUGUUGGGGAGGAGCAGCUCUGGUGUCCAGCAAGCAUAAACACCUGUUAAAGGGCAUCCACAGAGCCGACUCUGUUGCCUGGAACCCUCAUAAGAUGCUGAUGGCAUGUCUGCAGUGCUCGGCUUUCAUGGUCAGAGACAAAACGAGUCUCCUGCAGCGCUGCCACUCUGCACGGGCCUCUUAUCUCUUCCAGCAGGACAAGUUCUACGAUGUCAGCUACGACACGGGGGACAAGUCGGUGCAGUGUAGCAGGAAGCCAGAUGCUUUCAAAAUCUGGCUCAUGUGGAAGGCUUUGGGAAGCAAAGAGCUGGAGCAGAGGGUGGACAGAGCCCUCGCCAUGGCAAGAUAUCUGGCAGAAGAGAUCAAGAAAAGAGAAGGAUUCCGUCUGCUGAUGGAACCUGAAUAUGCAAAUAUUUGCUUCUGGUACAUUCCACCCAGCUUGCAAACCCUUCCAGAUGGCCCUGAGCUCUGGGAAAAGCUCCACAAAGUGGCACCUGUGAUCAAAGAGCGCAUGAUGAAGAAGGGCAGCAUGAUGGUGGGCUACCAGCCACACGGAGAAAAGGCCAACUUCUUCAGGAUGAUCAUCAUCAGUCCUCAGGUCAGCAGGCAGGACAUGGACUUUGUCCUGGAUGAGAUCAACAAUCUGGGAAAGGACUUGUGAUGACUCUCCAGCUUUGCACAUCAGGGGCAGGCUUGUUGAGAACAGGGCCGGUUUUACCACCACCAUUAUGGAGCCCCCUCCACCUUUCAGUUUUCACUUCCUUUUGUUGUUUACAAUAAAUUUAUUUAAUCUAUUUAAAUGUAAGUAAGGCAGGGAAGUGAUAUAACGACAGGGGCAGAGAUGUAUGUUUGUUUGCCUGCUACCUGAUUUCCUCUUGAUUAAUUUUUAUGCCACAGUUUUUAUAUGUGAGAGUGACAUGCUGUUUUUCUUUUUAUUAAAGUCCCAAAACUGAUUUCACUCAUCAAUUUGUGAAUGGCUC
This is a messenger RNA of Pundamilia nyererei, 2319 nucleotides long. Its product is annotated as acidic amino acid decarboxylase GADL1. Gene Ontology annotation, biological process: carboxylic acid metabolic process. Gene Ontology annotation, cellular component: cytoplasm. Gene Ontology annotation, molecular function: carboxy-lyase activity; pyridoxal phosphate binding. Bases 432 to 2000 code for a protein of 522 amino acids. NCBI's taxonomy places the organism in Eukaryota, Metazoa, Chordata, Actinopteri, Cichliformes, Cichlidae. The transcript is spliced from 15 exons. The record is from RefSeq and is a predicted model, not a curated record.